Parasteatoda tepidariorum (common house spider) is the source of this 1019-nucleotide messenger RNA. Its product is annotated as beta-1,4-galactosyltransferase 4. Lineage: Eukaryota; Metazoa; Arthropoda; Arachnida; Araneae; Theridiidae. Gene Ontology annotation, biological process: carbohydrate metabolic process; glycosphingolipid biosynthetic process. Gene Ontology annotation, cellular component: Golgi apparatus. Gene Ontology annotation, molecular function: galactosyltransferase activity; N-acetyl-beta-glucosaminyl-derivative 4-beta-N-acetylgalactosaminyltransferase activity. The record is from RefSeq and is a predicted model, not a curated record.
GGCAUCAUUUGAUCCUUGUUUGUUUACCUUAAGAAUGUCCGCGCGCGAAUAUGUAUUACCAUCUCGAAAUAAUUAAAAAAUCUACCUCGCAAAUCCUGCUUAUAAUUUUUAAUUAAUUUCUGAAUAUGUCUCUAAUUAAAUUCAACUGGAUCAGGGUGCGAAAGCUCAUAUAUUUUAUCAGGAACAAUCCAGUUGCAACAACAUUUAUAAUAAUCUUAAUUUUGGGAAUAUUUUUGCCGAUGCGAUGCCCUACUUUUAAAGGAUAUUCCUAUUUAUCAUUUAGUGAAAUUAAAGAUGACUUGCAAAUGUGUUUGGUAACUAGAAGGCCACCUGAUUUUAAACUGUGCCCUUUAGUAUCUCUUGAUUUAGCUCCGUUUAAAGACGUAAACAGAAUUGUGAAUGAGACUUCUUUAAAAGAGUUGCCAAAAAAACUUAAAAUAUUACCUGGAGGAAGAUGGUACCCUAAGAAUUGCUCCUCAUGGCAAAGAGUGGCCAUUAUUGUUCCUUAUCGUAAUAGAGAAGCUCAUUUGAAAAUAUUUUUACAACAUAUGCAUCCAUUCCUUCAAGCCCAGCAGCUAGAUUAUGGGAUAUUUUUGAUUGAACAGAGUGAAAAACAUGAUUUUAAUCGAGGGAAGCUCUUUAACAUUGGUUUUCUUGAAGCUACAAAAGAGCCAGAUUUUUGCUGUUUUAUCUUUCAUGAUGUUGAUCUAUUGCCACAGAGUCCGCAGCAUACUUACGGCUGUUCAGAAGAACCCAGGCACAUGUGUUCUGCUCUGGAUGCAUUCCGAUAUGUAUUACCAUAUCCUGAACUAUUUGGUGGUGUGGUUGCUUUUACAAAGGAGCAGUUUUCGACAGUAAAUGGAUUCUCAAAUCUUUAUUUUGGUUGGGGUGGUGAAGAUGAUGAUCUUUAUGAAAGGCUAAAUGCAAAGCGAAUGAAAGUUCGACGUUAUGCCCCAUACAUUUCAAGAUAUACUGCUUUGUUUCAUAAAAAAGAGGUUCCAAAUCCAAACAGGUAUUGA